AAAAUACUCAUCCCUUUCAUCAUUCACAUAAUAAAUCUCGUGCUUCUUGUAAAAUCCUCUCUCUCUCUCAUGACACCCUCCUCCAGAUGCUGAUUCCUAAAGCUUCUUUGGAAACCCUCAAAAAGAGUUAUCCUUUUAUACCCUUUCGGUGAUUAGUUUCACCUGCUUUCGCUCUCUUUCCUCUGCUUUCCCUUUACCCUUCCCUAAACACAUCGUAAAGAAAAGGAUCUAGCGCAAUCCAGCCACAAUGUUAAAUUUAAUCUCCCUCACCUUGCAUAAUUGUUCCUUCAGUUUCGGAAAACGCACCUAGCUCAUAUCAUACACACCCUACACAAACAAAACACACGACCAAAAGCUAAAGCUGCAAUUUCUGACUUCUCAACCCCAUAAUUCCCACACCUCUCUCUCUCUCUCUCUCUCUCUUUCACUCACUUUGACUCCAAACCCAUCACCGUUUCAACCAACCCCCUCACCCCAUUUCAUAAAUUUCGAAACUUUUUCGCGGCUACCCCAACAUUUCGAGACAACUCAUUUCACUCUCUCUGUUCCCCAUAAACAGAGUUCCCCUGUUCCGAACUAAACCUCAUGGCAGUAGAAGUGUGCUCCGAGAUAUCCAGCACGGGAAUCAGCCCUCGAAUCUCAUUCUCACACGAUCUGAAGAACACAGAGGAUGCAUCGGUUCGUGUUGAAGAUCCUCACCGUGGAUCAGACUUGUGCCUCUUGGACUCAAGCUCUGACUUCGUGUUCUGCAUCACCAAUGGCUUAGCUCAACAACUCUCUUCAGCCGAUGAACUCUUCUCCAAUGGAAAAAUUAUCCCGACGGAGAUCAAGAGAGUUUCCAACAAACCUUCUCAAUCUCAACUUGCAACCACGGAAAAGAUUCAAAAGAAGAGGCUCAAGGAGUUCUUGUCUGCAUCCUCUGAUGAAGCAGAGAACGAAGAAGAGAAGCCAUCUUCCAAGUAUUUCUGGCAAUUCAAGCGCAGCAGCAGUUUGAAUUUCGAUACUACUCGUGGGAAUGGCUUGAUUCGCUCACUGCAGUUCCUAUCACGAAGCAACUCAACUGGUUCGGCGCCGAAUCCGAAACAAACAGAGCUUCCGAGGGAAACUCACAAACAGAGGCUGCAGAAACAGUCCUCUGUUUCAAGUAGAAGGUCAUCAUCUUCCUCUUCGAGUUCAAGUACAUAUUAUUUUUAUAGUUCGUCUCAAAAGCCUUUUUUAAAGAAAAACGGUGGAUCUUCUGGUAAUGGUGUUAGGAUUAGUCCUGUAUUGAAUCUACCGCAAGCAUAUAUUCCCAAGGCCACUGCCAGAUUUUUUGGAUUUGGUUCUCUGUUCUGUAAUGGAAAGAGUAAAAGAAAUAAGAAAUAGGGGAAUUAAUAGUCUUUUUUUAUCUUUUUGUUUA
Molecule: messenger RNA, 1399 nt
Organism: Glycine soja
Lineage: Eukaryota; Viridiplantae; Streptophyta; Magnoliopsida; Fabales; Fabaceae
Exons: 1
Coding region: 586-1365 (259 amino acids)
Source: RefSeq, a predicted model, not a curated record